AUGAAGAUUUCGGGCCGUGUUGCUUUUGUUACUGGUGGAGCUUCUGGGAUAGGACGAGGGAUUUGCGAGACUUUGCUGCAAUUCGAUGCCAAGGUGAGUCCUUCCUGCAUAUUGUUUCUGAAUGCUUCCCGCUUUGGUUGAUUAAUUGUGAUAUAAAUUCAAUUAUUCGGCGAGAGGAUAGUUAUGUUUAAGUGUGUUACUGUUAUUUUUGUUACAUAAAUUUCACCCGAAGUUUACGGAGAAAUUUCUCGAUAAAAUUUUGCAUAGCCUUUCCCGCUUUAGGCUAUCUCCAUUCAUCCCUAAGUACUAGCUCAGCCAUCAAAAUUAAAUAGACUUGACAGGUUUUAUUCAUACCAAAUGCACUAAUUUCACCCCUAUUAGACUUCCAAUAUUUAAUAAAUACUAAGAUAGUCCACUCUGAUGCAUUGAACCUUCCUGUUCCUCCAAAUCUCCAGUCUAUGUAUCUUUCCAUCCACUCUUCUGCUUGCCUCCAUCCAACCAUAAAAUCACUCUUCAUUCAUGCAUUUACUGGUUGUUAUUCAUCUAUAAUAUUCCUUCUGUCCUUCCUUCCUUCCUUCCUUCCUUCCUUUCUCCCUUCCUUCCUUCCUGCCUUCUUUUCUUCAUUCCUGAAUUCAUUCAUUUAUUCAUUUACUCUUUCUUUCUUUCUAUAUAAUUUAACAAUUAGAUUCCACGUUGCUGUGCAUCUGUUCAAGGACAAAAAAGUGGCACGUCAGGGGCAGCCGAGUGAGUCACUGAUGUUCUUACUACAUAUUGAUAUCUUCUGUGAUCUAUUACUGAACUGACCCACGGCAACUUGGAAUCUAUUUGUAAUACAUAAUAAAGAAGGAAAAAAUUUCAAGUGGUGACACCAUCUAUGCAUCUGUCCUUCAGUAGAUCAUAAGUAAGAACCAAUCAAACUGCCUGUGUAAUUCAGUUUUUAAUAAUUUUAAUCAUAAUAUUUUUUCAUUCAUUUGUUUUUUCUCUCACUCAUUUAUCUAUCAUUCCUUAAACUGAUAAGUGGAGUAAUAAAGUUUCAUGAGAGAAUUAAACAACAUUCAUUGAUUUUGUUGAACACCAUGUCAGGUUGCUGUAAUUGACAUAAAUGACGAAAGAGGGAGAGAGGUGGAGAAAACAUUGGGAGAGAAGUAUGGAACUGGAUCAAUAACUUUCAUCAGAUGUGAUGUUUCUGUUGAGAGCAGUUUGAAAGGUUGAUAUUUCUGUUUAUGAUAAUGUGAUAUUCUCAAAAUGUUUGCUACAGUACCUGUAGUUUUCAGUACUGCAGUUUAGAGGGUCCUCUCUGGUAUUACAUUUUGGCUUCACACCAAUUGUAAAACAAAAAUGUCUUGAAUAGAAACAAUUACAUUAUUGUUUUUGUUUUAGAGGCAUUUUCAAGUGUUCUUUCUUUGUGGGGUUGCAUUGACAUUGUUUGCAACAAUGCUGCUGUUCUGGAUGAAGACAAUUGGAACAAAACUCUGAAUACUAACCUGGUAGGCUUUUGGAAUUACUGAGAUAAAAAUCUUAUCAAUGUUUUACUUGUCUUUGGUUAACCCCUAACUCCCAUGAGUGCCCAAGACAGAAUUUCUCCUUACGAUCCAAUAUCAAGCAGACAAGGGAUGAGAAUAAAGAAAAAUCUUAAUUAGGGGAUUAUUAGUUAAUGCAAUACAGAAGUCUCAGAACCAACAUCACAAGAAUUGUAUGGCAUACAGUAAGGAGAAAUGCUAUUGAGAUCUUGAGAAUAAAAGGGUUAAUAUGAUUAUCAUAGAAAAUUGAAACAACGAAUGAAUAAACAUUAAAAAAUUGAUGAGUCUAUAAACAAACAAAACAUCUUAUUUCUAGGAGUUGGAUAUCCCUGUUAUUAGCCCCUCUCCCACAAACACAUACAUGUAAAUCCUUUUCUGUCAGUCCAGUUGGACAUUUAUAUAAUUAUUUCUGCAUUUGGUAAUGGACUAGAGCAACUCAAUGCACCCUUUUGACAGACUGGUCUCAGUUUCUGAGCAUACCAAUUGAAAAUUUUAUCAGGGGAUUUGAGAAAUUCAUUUUGAUUGAAUAUCAAAUUUUAUGAAACAUAAUAUUUUUCAGGGAGGAGUCAUCCAUGGAACUCUUCUUGCUCUUGAUAAUAUGAAAAGUGGUUCAGUUAUUAUCAACACAUCAUCCACUGCUGGUAGGUGAUUGACACUUCAACUCCCUAGAUCUCUUUUUAGGUGAUUUUCUAUAUUGUCUGCUAUAAUGUUGGUUUGGAGAAUUUGGUGUUGGAUCAACUAAAAAUUCCCCAAUUGAUAUUUUGUCUUACUCUGUCACUCGUCUGCUUGAUAUUGUUUUAAUAUUGUAAGGAGAAAUUCUGUCUUGAUCUCUCUGGUAGUUAAAAGUUGAUUAUUCAGAAGCUGCAACUGACCCCAUACUGUUGUUGCUGCUAUGAUUAUCAUAUUAAUUGCCUCUUGAAUAGGGUCACUUAUUCUAUAGUUUAAAAGUUUACUGGAAUUUGGUAGAUUUUGUUGUCUUUAGUUAAUUUUUAUUUGUUUAUUUUUCCCUCAUGUCUAAGGCUUGGUGCCAUGGAAACUUGCUCCUGUCUAUUGUGCCACAAAACAUGGAGUCAUUGCUUUCACUCGAAGUAUUGCAAAUGUGAGUAAUGUGGGAGCCCAAAUAAACAAUACAGGUUGGGGAUACAGGGUAGAUCAUUGCUCAAUUUAGAAAGGGGGGCAGCCAUUACAAUUAUUAUGAUAGGAAUUUUUGUCUGACUUCUUCAAAUUUUAUAAAAUGUUAUGAAACAUAAUUUUUUUAAAAUGGAUAAGCAAACCAUUUAAAUGUUUUUGCUACAGCGUUAAAGGAAUGCAAAUUUCUUUAAACAGAUGCAAAUUUUUUUAAACAGAUGAGCAAACUGCUUAAACAUUUUACCAAAAGCGUUAAACAGAUGCAAAUUUUUUUAAACAGAUAAGCGAACUGCUUAAACAUUUUAGCUAAAAUUUUUUUAAACAGAUGAGCAAACCAUUUAAAUUCUUUCAUGAACCAUUUAAACAGAUUUAAACGGAUAGUGAAAGGUUUUGCAAUUUAAACAAAAAAGCAUUGUCGUCCAUUUUCUCAUGGACUGGGUCACAUAUUAUCUGACAGCUUUGAAACAUGGUAUUACAUUUUGCAUGAGGUUUAAUAUUUUUCCUCUCAGGCUUUCAAAUAUUUAUAUUUUAUUGGUACUUAACAUGUAAGUGACCUUAUGAGAACAAAAAUGUGAUUGGGAUAUAUUCACAAACCAAGAGUUGGUGAAAGAAAUAGAAAUGAAAUUGCACAAACAAAAACUGCAAUAAGUAUAUAUUUCAGCGAAUAAAUAAUCCUGAUUGAUACCAGCUUGUCUUGCAACAAUUUCAAGUUAACAUAUUAUCAUUUUGUUUCAAGCUGUCAUCUGUUUUGAGAAGCCAUAAUCCAUUUGUGCUGUUCAACCCUCAAAUAUUUCUUUCUUUGUUGCUACUUUUGAACUGAAGGCAGCCAUCAGAGAUACAGGAAUCCGUGUUAACUGUAUAUGUCCUGGAAGAACAGACACAGAAAUGGACUUUCCUAGACACAGAUUGACAAAGCAGGAAAUUGAAGCUCAGGAUAGCCUGCCCAAGCAACCGUAAGAAUUUAACUUACAUGGGAUGGUGAUCAUGUGCUGUUUACAUGGCCUUCUAGUGACCCACAUCCACCUACAUGUAAUAAGUAAACACCUUCCCUGUCAUUAUGCAGUCCGACUGGCUGUGGUUUAUUUCUUUUUGCCUCAUUUUGUAGUAUAUUCCCCUGACCUAUGGCAGUCAGUCAUACAGACAGACAGUUAAGCAGACAUGUGCAGAGAGAUAGUCACAGACGGUGGAAUGGACAGAAAUGCCGAUAGACAGAUACGGACUAAGAGUCUGACAGACACCAAAACAGAUAGAGAUACAGUCGGACAGUCAGAAAGAUAAACAGAUAGACAGGCAGACAGACAGACAUCCAGACACACUGUCUCGGACUGACUCAUACCAAUAUUUCCUAUUUUCCAACAGAGUUGUGGAUGUGGCAAAGGGGGUUGUAGAAUUGAUUGAAGAUGACUCAAAAAUUGGCGAGGUCUUAGUCAUAUGUGUUACAGAUGGAACAAAAUACAAAAAAUUUGUGGAUAAGGUUGGUUUAGUGGUCAACUCGUGUCUUAGUCGCAUUUUGUAUAUCUUGUACACUGCAUUUUAGUAACAUUUAACGGUUUAUUGUUGUAAAUUUAACAUUGAGUGGGUUUACUCAGUCAGCCUAAAGAUAAAAAUCAUUCUUUCCAAUCUUAAUGGGUUGGUCAAACAACCCUAUAGAGAUAUAAACCCCUGUGGACCGAAGGUCUGAGGUUCGAGUACUCAUGGGAACUCAGAACUUUUCCUGUCCCACGCUCGUGAAAAGACGAUAAACAUCUUUCUCUAACUCCAUAGAUAGUUUUUUACAUGACGUCACGGCGGCCGUGUUGGGGUGUGGGUCAUUCCUGUUGGAUCGACUCUCUCUUUUUAGAUGUAAGGUUAAAGCUUUUCUGUUCCAUUUAAUUUACGUAGCUGCUCAGCACGUGAUUGCAAACGUCCUAUAACAACGGAGGUAUAUAUUUAAUACAGAUCGAUCUGCGUGGCAACUAAACAAGGCGCGAGUGUUUAAAUCAAUACGCGCGAGCAAGACGACUACGCACGAGUCGGUAGUUAGAGUCAGUUUUGGGGGUAUUGUGAGUCUGCUCUGUGCCGCACCUGCGCAUUGCUUUUUCUCAGAGAGCUUAUUCCCAUGCAGGCCAAAAAAACGUAGUAAUUCAACUUCCCUUAAAGGGGUAAACCUGUAAAAGAAAUUGAAAAAAGUAAAAAUUUAUUUCCAGUUUUCAAAAAUUAAGAAUUUGAUCUUAGAAUUUCCAUUAAUUUUUGUAUUUAGAUCUAAAGUAUGCCAGCUGAGAAGUUACCCACAGUGACACAGUGAACCUUCUGAAAAGUACUCUACUUCCAAACUUCAAAGCGUGGCAUCGUCGCUCAGUUGCUAGAGGCGCCCAGCUGUUAUCUGGAAGGCCUGGGUUCGAAUCCGGUCUAAGCCUGAAUUUUUUCCCGGCUUCUUUUCUGCGAUUUCCUAAUUUCUGUUCACCUGCGAGGAUUAUUGCUUUUCUUGAGUUAGAUGUUGUUUACAGUACUGAGGGUUUUAGUUUUCCGUAAGAGAAUAUUUAGGGCCAUGGAGGGAAAUGAAAGCGUCGUCGUUUGAAGAAUUUACCUUAGAGAACAUUAAUUUGUGUUAACUUCACUGAACAAUAUGCAUGCAUUUUGCAUUUUGUCAAACUGCAAAAGUAUUAGCUGUUGUAACUGGUUUGUUUUAAAGCGAAGCAAGUGUUCUUCGACACAGUUAUUUGAAAUACUUUUCGUUUUUCCGCCAAACAAGGGUUGUCAUUUCUAGAGCACAGAUUAACAAAGGUCAGUUACCUGAAAUUAAAUUUUAAUGAACAUGUGGGCUAAGAGACAAUUCAUUCAGCCGCACUUUCUUUAUCUGGAGCUCAGAAAUAUGAUUAGAUAACUACUUCACGGAAGCUUUGUAAAUAACUAGUUAAAAACGAAAAUAUAUUUUUUUAAAAUUUGAGCAGCAGUCGUUGUUUAAUCUAACAAGCUUCUUACUCGCAUUCACAAGCAU
Molecule: messenger RNA, 5625 nt
Organism: Pocillopora meandrina
Lineage: Eukaryota; Metazoa; Cnidaria; Anthozoa; Scleractinia; Pocilloporidae
Source: the annotation of a GenBank genome assembly